UUUUUAAGAUUAUUUAUUUAGUAUGCAGUGCUCUGCCUGCAUGUGUGCCUGCAGGCCAGAAGAGGGUAUCAGGUCACAAUAAAGGUGGUUGAGCCACCAUGUGGUUGCUGGGAAUUGAAUUCAGGACCUCUGGAAGAGCAGUCAGUGGUCUUAACCGCUGAGCCAUCUCUCUAGCUCCUGAUACAGAUUUUUCAAAAGGAUUGUUUUUGGUAUAUUUGCCUGUUUAUGCCAUAAUUGAUUGAAUGUUGAACAGUAAUAUUUUCCUAUGAGCUGUGUAAGUUUUUUUCUUGAUUAUGUUUGUUCAAGAAUGUAGUUUAUAUUAUUUUCUCUGAAUUAAUGCAUGAAAGGUAAUGUCUAAAGAGUUUUCAUAACACAGGAUUUAUUUUAGAAGCUGCAUCCCCCUCCUCUACCUCCCACCCCCAUAUAUGAAUUGAAAGUGAUACAGCUGCAAAAGAUUCUGGGAGGAAAAAGGAAACAUGGCUCUUUAACAAAUUGUUACAUAGGAACAGAACUUUUUGUCCAUCUUGUUAAUUCUCACUAUACUUCUGAAACUUUAGAGAAACAAUGUUUCAACAGGCCUAGUCUACAAAAUAAGAGGAAGUGGUACCUCUGGUGACUUGGAGCAUUUUGAGUCUGCUUUCUCAGUGCAGAGCUUACAUGCUGACAAAAGGAAGUUCCUUGAUGUGGGAGAGUGCUAAGGACAGGGGAAAUCAUUACUUCUGUGGACUUGAUCGUCUUUUUAUCUUACUGGAUACUGGUACUACUCCAGUUACAAGAAAAGCUGCUGCACAGCAACUUGGAGAAGUGGUGAAGCUUCAUCCUCAUGAACUAAAUAAUUUGUUGUCUAAGGUAUUAAUAUAUUUAAGGAGUACAAAUUGGGAUACCCGGAUUGCAGCAGGACAAGCUGUUGAAGCUAUCGUGAAAAAUGUGCCUGAAUGGAAUCCAGUGCCAAGAACCAAACCAGGUACCUUUAAAGUAGAAAAGUAGUUUGAAAUAAAGCAUGACUGUAGAUUUAAGUAUAGCAUGAAGUGUGGUUUAUUAAUUUCAAUUUUGAUUUAAAGGCUUAAUUUUCAUGUUUAGUUUUGCUAGGAAAGAAUAUUGAAUAAGAUAGUUUUGCC
This is a messenger RNA of Acomys russatus (golden spiny mouse), 1118 nucleotides long. RefSeq names its product TATA-binding protein-associated factor 172-like. The coding region runs from base 658 to 987 and encodes 109 amino acids. Lineage: Eukaryota; Metazoa; Chordata; Mammalia; Rodentia; Muridae. The record is from RefSeq and is a predicted model, not a curated record. Gene Ontology annotation, molecular function: DNA binding; ATP hydrolysis activity; TBP-class protein binding. The transcript has 3 exons.